AUGUUGAGGGUUGGGUUACGGCGUCUUGCAUCUCUCUCCUCCCCGUCGUUGAGGCCCAACCAUGCUGUCUCUGCGAUCGGGAUGCAGAAUCCCCUUCACCGGGUUUCUGGGGAUUCAUCGUCUUUCGCCGACGAGCUUCAGGCCGACCGGUUUGCAAGCUCUUACUUUCCCUUCCAUGUUCCUCACAGAGGUUUUGCUUCUGGACCACUUGCCUCAGUAGACGAGGAAGGCAUGGCUCCUGGUUACUUAGCAACUGUGCAUGCUCUGAAGAAUCCCUCACCUAAGAUAGUCUAUGAUGAGUACAACCAUGAGCGCCUGCCACCUGGUGACCCUAGCAAACGAGCUUUCGCUUACUUUGUCCUCUCUGGCGGCCGAUUUGUUUAUGCUUCCCUCAUCCGUCUCCUCGUCCUGAAAUUCGUCCUCAGUAUGUCAGCCAGUAAGGAUGUUCUGGCCCUUGCCUCUCUGGAAGUUGACCUCUCAAGCAUCGAACCGGGGACUACUGUGACUGUGAAGUGGCGUGGGAAGCCAGUUUUCAUCAGGAGGCGAACGGAAGAUGAUAUCAAAUUGGCAAACAGUGUCGAGCUGGCAUCUCUCCGAGACCCACAGCCGGACGAGGCCAGGGUGAAGAACCCAGAAUGGCUGAUUGUUAUUGGGGUGUGCACGCAUUUGGGCUGCAUCCCUUUGCCUAAUGCUGGUGAUUUUGGGGGAUGGUUUUGCCCGUGCCAUGGAUCUCACUACGACAUCUCUGGUAGGAUUCGUAAGGGCCCAGCACCUUACAACUUGGAGGUGCCUACCUAUUCCUUUUUGGAAGACAAUAAGUUGCUGAUUGGCUGA
This is a messenger RNA of Linum trigynum, 834 nucleotides long. The record is from the annotation of a GenBank genome assembly. NCBI's taxonomy places the organism in Eukaryota, Viridiplantae, Streptophyta, Magnoliopsida, Malpighiales, Linaceae.